GAGGCGAAACUGUAGUUCUAAUUUUUAAACGAAAGUAAACAAGUGUACGGUUUAAACCCGUAAAUUCACUUAAGCCAGAAAAACGCCCUCAUUACUCGUGCAUUUUGGAAUACCAUUGUCUCAUUAUUACAUAUAAAAAGUACAGCUCUCUGUGUACAUUGACCAAGCAACAAUAUAUAUUCAGAGAUUAAAACUUUUUCACCUUUCUCUGUGACAUAUCUCUGUGAACCCUGUUUAGGUAAAGCUAAAAAGUUAUCAUCUUUAACCAAAAAGUUGCCUAAUCCACUGAUUUGAGGUGUUGUUUUUUGCUUGUUAUUGGCAUUUGCUUACUUGAAAAAUGGAAGUUGGCUGUGAGCUUGAAGUUGAUGUCAAUGGUGAAGAGACUUUCAUGGUGGACAAGAAAAUUCUUGUUUGUUUCUCGGGAAAAUUCAGAAAAUUAUUUGCAAAAUUGACUAGUAGUGGCACCAGUCACCUGAAAGUUAUAUUUCAUAACUUUCCAGGAGGAGCAGAUGGUUUUGAGCUUGUUACAAGAUUCUGCUACAACAAUGGUGAAAUUGAGAUUACACCCUCAAACAUAGUCAUGCUAAAUUCUGCAGCUAAUUUCAUGGAAAUGGGCAUGAAUUAUAGCUCAGUAAAACCAAAUUUAGUAGACCAAACUGAAAAAUUUCUUGAAGGAAUCAAUUACUGGACUUGGUCUGAGUUGCUACUAGCUAUAAAACAAUGCCAAGAUUUGUUUACUUCUGCAGAAAACUCUACAUUUGUAGUAUUUGAGAAAGUAUUGGAUUCGACAGUUGGACGCCUUGCUUUGCCGACUGUUGGAAGCCCAUUCGCGCGUUCUUCGGAGAAUUUCAGCUCUCAGUUUUCUUCUGAGAUAAGCAGUACUUGUAGUACAACAAACUGCAGCUCUUCAACUACUUGGUGGUUUCAAGAUCUUCUGUUCUUGAACCUAAAUUUGUUCGAAAAAGCGACGCAGAUGAUGGUUUCGCAGAAAUUAGACCAUACGACAGUUUUCAAGUUCCUGAUAUUUUACACGAAAUCAAGAUUUUGUGCUGCCGGAGUGUUACUGUCCGAGAAACGCCAAAUUCUGGAGGUUGUAAUCAAUCUUCUGUCGUUACUUAACAGGACUUGCAUAUCUUGCAAGGGCUUGUUCUAUAUUCUUGGAAUGGUUUCGAAUGUGAAGAAAAUAAGCAAAUUCCACAAACUCGAACUAGAGAGACUGAUAGGCUCAAAGCUCGACGAAGCAACUUUGGAUCAUAUACUAAUUCGAUCACCACGUAGAAACGAGUAUACGUACGAUGUUGAUCUAGUUUUGAGGCUUGUAGAAUGUUAUUUUCUUGAAGAUAUGAUAAUGAUUCCGAGUCGAAUGAAGCAUGUCAGUAGAUUGAUUGAUUCAUUUCUGAUAGAAGUGGCUUCAGAUACUCUUUUGAAACCCUCAAAAUUCGCAGAAUUAGUGAUGGUGAUUCCAGAUUCUGCAAGAGAAUGUUGUGAUGUAGUUUACCAAGCUAUUGAAUUGUAUCUUGAGGUUCAUACUCGACUAUGCCGCGAGGAAAAGAUGAAAUUGUGUUCUACACUACACUGUGAUAAACUCUCAGCAGGAGCAUUGAAACAUUUGUCUCAAAGCUCUAUGUUUCAUUCAAGGCCAGCAAUUCAAAACAGGUUCUACUCGUUCGAAACAGUGAAUGCCAUUUCGGAUGAGACCAAAUGCAGCAAAUUUAGAUCAUUGCCAAAGCUGUGUUCAUGUUAGGAAUCAGCUCGGAAAAUUGUAUAACAAUUGUGCAUAUGUAAGUAAUGUUUCUUUUUGCAAGUUGAAAUGGAGAUUACAUAGGCUAUGUUUGGUUGAUAUAUAAUUGAUUAUAUAAUAGCUAUUGUAUUGUGGAAGUUAUUAUUCAA
This is a messenger RNA of Mercurialis annua (annual mercury), 1890 nucleotides long. Its product is annotated as BTB/POZ domain-containing protein At3g22104-like. Gene Ontology annotation, molecular function: protein binding. Bases 338 to 1744 code for a protein of 468 amino acids. Lineage: Eukaryota; Viridiplantae; Streptophyta; Magnoliopsida; Malpighiales; Euphorbiaceae. The transcript has 2 exons. The record is from RefSeq and is a predicted model, not a curated record.